CCCACUCACUCCUCUACAUCUCUCCCCCACAAGCGCUAAGCUGGUAAGCAGGCAAAACUACUCGACCUCGAAGGCGGCCAGAGGAAAGAUUUCCCUCCCACAAGGCACGCGCAUCGAGUCUGCAGGGCACGGGCGAAGGAGCAGCACCACCGACCAUGCUGCGGGCACUUUCCAAGCGCCGCGGAGUCUGCUCACUGUGCCCUGGGGGGGUCACCGGCUGCUGCACCAUCUUCGUCAUCGUCAUUCCUGGGCCUCUCGAGGUGGCUCAGACGAGCAGCACGAAGAGUGGCAGGGCGAGUGGACAAUAUACCACAGCGGUCAUUUCAAUUUGAGCUCACGCGAGAUCAUCAUCUCGCGUAUUGUUUUUUUUUUUGUUUAAGUGGGCAACUAAUCAUUGUUAUAACAUUAGUGUAGUUUUUUGUUUAAUGUGGUUGGUACAUUUUUAAGAGACGCAAUCAAUUGUAAUUAAGGGGAAAGGCUCAUAUGACACGGUAUAAAAGGGAAGGCAAGCAAGAGCAACAAAGAACGUCGAACUCUCGAGGUCUGUGAGCCGGUCUUGACGUGCCGCCCAAGUUCUUCGGAGAGUUGCUGUCCACGCGGUGUUUUGUGUUUUAACGCGCCGAGCGUGAGAUCGCCGCCGUGAGCAUGCCGGCACCCGCACGCCUUUGCUGCCUCCUUGCCUCUCUAUGCGUCUGCUGCCUCGUGGCCUCUUCUCCCAACUCGGACAACGACGCGGCCCUCCAGGACAUCAACAUGGGCAUCAUCUUACCCAACUCCAACGACGCCUACGACUUCGCGUGGCCUUGGACCGGUCCUGCCAUAGAUCUGGCCAUGGAGAGAAUCAACCAAGAUGUCCACCUCUUACCCGGCUACCGGCUGAGGUAUGACCGGGGCAACUCCGAGGACCCGGUGAGCGGCCUCUGUUCGGUGUCCGUGGCUCAGCUGACCGCGGUGGACUUCAAGCUGAGCUCCAAGCCGCCAGACGCGUUCGUGGGACCCGGUUGUGUCUACACGUCGGCGCCCGUGGCUCGCUUCAGCACGCACUGGAAGAUGCCCAUGAUCACAGGAGGAGCGCCAGCGAUGGGCUUUCAGAAGGACCAGGAGUACGCGCUGGUCACCCGCACGGGACCUUCUUACAACAAGCUGGGGGAGUUCGCGAUGCACAUGCACAGGCACUUCAACUGGACGCACCGCGCCGUGUUGAUCUACGAAGACGAGAAUGUGGACGACCGGACCAACUACUUCAUCACCGAGGGCAUCUACACGGUGCUCAAAGAUCACCUGCCAUUCUUGGAACACGAGGUCUUCACCGACCGCAUCCUGCUUGACGAGGACAUCGAGACCAUCAUCGGGUUCAUCAAGAACGCUGGCCGCGUGAUCUACUUCUCCUGCAGGGCGGACGACUUCCGGCGCCUGAUGAUCCAUGCGCUCUACGUGGGCCUCUCCCUCGACGACUACGCCUUCAUCUACGUGGACCUCUAUGGCGAGAGCCUGGUGGGGGCCCAGGGCAUGCCACGACCCCCCUGGCACCGCGGCGACGCCAACGACCCCGUCGCCAAAAAGGCCUACCAGUCCGUUCUAAUCAUCACCUACAAGCAACCAGAGGGCGCUGAGUACAGGACAUUCAUCGAGGAGCUGAAGAGGCGAGCACCGGAGCAGUAUAACUUCACAGCUAGCGACUCGCUGAAAAACAUCAUUCCUGCUGGCUUCUACGAUGGGAUUCUGCUCUACGCGUUGGCUCUUAAUGACACCCUCACCGCAGGAAGGCUGGUGAAAGACGGAGUGGUGCUCAAGCGAUACAUGUGGAACCGAACAUUUCAAGGUGUCAUAGGAAGAGUCACAAUCGAUGCCAAUGGAGACAGGGAAGUUGAUUUCUCCAUCUGGGACAUGACGGACCCAGAGGCGGGCCAGUUCAAGAUCGUCUACAACUACGAUGGCAGCAGGCAGGAGAUGGUGCCCAUGCCUGGCGUCCUCAUCCAUUGGCCCGGGGGCUACGUCCCCUCCGACUUGCUGCCCGACAACAAAGUCAUAACCAUGGUGCAGCAGCUGCUGAUUGUGGUGAGCCUCCUGGUGCUGGUGGUGCUUGCGACAUUCUUCCUGAUUUACCGGAAGCUGAAGGUGGAGAAGGAGCUGGCGAGCAUGCUGUGGCGGCUUCAGUGGGAGGACAUCCACUUCAGCAAGCUCGAGAAGAGCAGGCGCACGGCCGGCAGUCGACUCACGCUCUCCAUGCAUGGCUCCAGCUACAACUCCUUCAUGACCCUGCAGGGAAAGAAACAAUUCUUUGUACAGACAGCAUAUUACAAGGGCAAUAUUGUGGCAAUUAAGCGGGUGCCAAAGAAACGCAUCGAGCUAACCCGCCAGGUCCUGUUUGAGAUGAAGCACAUGAGGGACGUGCAAAACGACCACCUGACCAGGUUCGUGGGAGCCUGCAUCGACCCACCCAACAUCUGCAUCGUCACCGAGUACUGUCCCCGAGGCAGCCUGAAGGAUAUUUUGGAAAACGAAAGCAUAAACCUGGAUUGGAUGUUUCGUUUCUCACUCAUCAACGACAUCGUCAAGGGCAUGGCCUACCUCCACGCCAGCGUCAUCGGUUCGCACGGCGCGCUCAAGUCAUCCAACUGCGUGGUGGACAGUCGCUUUGUCCUCAAGAUCACCGACUAUGGCCUGGCCACCCUCCGCUCUGACCCAGAGGCGGCGGAGGGCACCAUGCUCUUCGCAAAGGUCCUGUGGACUGCCCCUGAGCUGCUAAGGAUGGAAGUGGUCCCUCCCCAGGGCUCCCAGAAGGGUGACGUCUACAGCUUCGGGAUCAUCCUGCAGGAGGUCGCGUUCCGCUGCGGCCCCUUCUACAUCGAAAACAUGGACCUAAGUCCCAAAGAGAUCGUUCAGAAGGUGAAGAACGGGCAGCGGCCCCACUUCCGGCCGAGCACAGACACGAGCCGCCACGUGGAGGAGCUGGGCACGCUCAUGCGGCGCUGCUGGGCCGAGGAGCCCUCCGAGAGGCCAGACUUUGGCUACGUCAAGAUCCUGCUGAGGAAGUUUAACAAAGAGCGCAGCAGCAACAUAUUGGACAACCUGCUGUCCAGGAUGGAGCAGUACGCCAACCUGGAAGGGCUCGUGGAGGAACGGACACAGGCCUUGGAGAAAAACGCAAGGCCGAAGGCCCUGCUCUACCAGAUCCUGCCCCAUCCCGUCGCCGAGCAGCUGAAGCGCGGGGAGAUGGUUGCGGGCCGAGGCCUUCGACAGCCACAGAUCCUAAACCCACUGGCAGCCAUCGUUGCCAUAAUUGUGUCGAGGAGGCAGAUUACCACCUGCAUCAGACGCGCCGCCGACAAGACAUCCGCCCAGGGCAUGGGGCUGGACAGCGAGCAAUGA
Lethenteron reissneri (Far Eastern brook lamprey) is the source of this 3372-nucleotide messenger RNA. Its product is annotated as atrial natriuretic peptide receptor 1-like. Gene Ontology annotation, biological process: receptor guanylyl cyclase signaling pathway; protein phosphorylation; cGMP biosynthetic process. Lineage: Eukaryota; Metazoa; Chordata; Hyperoartia; Petromyzontiformes; Petromyzontidae. The record is from RefSeq and is a predicted model, not a curated record. Gene Ontology annotation, cellular component: plasma membrane. Gene Ontology annotation, molecular function: peptide receptor activity; guanylate cyclase activity; protein kinase activity.